AUGGGCACUGAACAGAGCGUCAGCCGAUUGGACUAUGUUCCAUUAUGGGACGGCCUUGAAGUUCAGCCAGCCAAGCUAAAGCAAAAAGUACAUAAGAAGAUUCCUUUAUUCAAAACUGCAUACCAUGGAGUUUGGUCUUUUGCUUACCCUGACUCUGUUGCGCCAGAACCACGCGUCGGGCAUGCCUAUAUCUAUGAUGCUUCAACUGAGAGUAUUGUUAUUGCAUACGGAUAUGGUUCUUCUCAAAGGUAUCUUAAUGAUAUUUGGAUGUUAAAUAUUGCAACGAAUAAAUGGACUCAAAUAAAAGCCAAUUUAUUGUCUCCACGAUCUUACCCAUCCGGAACACUUGUUGGUAGACAAUUUUAUGUAUUUGGCGGUGAAUGCAAUUCGAAAUACUACAAUGACUUACAUUCCAUUAAUUUGGAUACUGGAGAAGUACGUAUAGUUGAAGUCCCAGGUAUUCAACCCUCUCCAAGAUCAUCUGCUGUCUUUUUUGCAAUUCCAGAUGCGUUAUUUCUUUGGGGAGGCUCUACAAAUGGUCAAAUUCAUAGCGGUGUACAUAUUCUUCGUGCCAAUGCUGAUGGCUGGCAUCGCCAUGAGUUAAUGCACACAGGACGUGCAGCUCCAGCAUAUUGUACACAUCGCGGCUGUUAUUACAUUUUCGGGUCAAGUAAAGGUCACGGUAUAAUCAAAUUUGACCCACACAAAAAGUCAUUCGAGUCUCUACAUUGCACAGGAACAGAACCAUCUCAUGAAAUGUCGCAUGCCGCCAUUUGCGGAGUUAGUGACUAUCUUUUCGUCGUUGGCGGAGAGGCAGAAUCAUCAUUCAUGCACAUCUACGCACUGGACCUCAACAGAAAUUGGUGGUUCGCAUUUCAUGUCCGACCAGACAUGGAAUCGCUCGGUCCUGAGGACGGAGCCAUCAAUAAAGUUGGCCUUUUCAUGUUGCCGCGCGAACAUUCCGCGACACUUGUCUACCACGAGAAAACAAGAACUCUCAUCUCGACACUUGGCUCUAAAAUGCACAACCCACCUCCAACGUUCCAUCUGUCGAUAGGACAAGCACUCGCUGCUUUGCAUAUGAGGAGUGAUAUGUAUGAUGUUCUCCACCUUAGCCUGCCGAAGAGUUCUUUAACUGCGGAAGUUGAUGCUGAAUAA
Trichomonas vaginalis G3 is the source of this 1158-nucleotide messenger RNA. Its product is annotated as nitrile biosynthetic process. Lineage: Eukaryota; Parabasalia; Trichomonadida; Trichomonadidae. Gene Ontology annotation, molecular function: protein binding. The transcript has a single exon. The coding region runs from base 1 to 1158 and encodes 385 amino acids. The record is from RefSeq and is a predicted model, not a curated record.